CAGUUGACAUUCCCACUCUGCGCCCUCCACCCCUUCUGGUAUAGUGGGGUGAAGCACUUUGCGUCAACUGUCCCACCUUCUGACGAAGUCCAAACCCUCAGGGUUCAAACCAUGCUUGUCCUGCAAUGGACUGAUCACCUCCCUCAGGGAUGGACACAGCAGAAGCCUCUUCUGCCUAAGAGAGAGCCACAUUCCCAGGUUUUUGUAACAAGAAGCAGCAACCUUUUCAUCGGGUGGAAGACGAAACAGUGGAAAAGAACUGUGUACCAUGUGUUAAUAUAUUGAAGAGUGAGAAUUCUUGGAUUUAGUGUGUUUUUGGAUUGUAAAAAGGGAAAGAAAAGGAGAGAGUGAAAAUGGGGAGGAAGAAAAUACAAAUCACAAGAAUAAUGGACGAACGGAACAGACAGGUGACCUUUACGAAGAGGAAAUUUGGAUUAAUGAAGAAGGCAUACGAACUUAGUGUGCUCUGUGACUGUGAAAUAGCACUCAUCAUUUUUAACAGCUCUAACAAACUCUUUCAGUAUGCCAGCACUGAUAUGGACAAAGUUCUACUCAAAUACACAGAAUACAAUGAACCCCAUGAGAGCAGAACCAACUCGGAUAUCGUUGAGACUUUAAGAAAAAAAGGCCUUAAUGGUUGUGAGAGCCCUGAUGCUGACGAUUACUUUGAGCACAGUCCACUAUCGGAGGACAGAUACAGCAAACUAAAUGAAGAUAGUGAUUUUAUUUUCAAGCGAGGCCCUGCUCUGAACAAGAAGGAACACAGAGGGUGUGACAGCCCGGACCCUGACACUUCAUAUGUGCUCACGCCACAUACAGAAGAAAAAUAUAAAAAAAUUAAUGAAGAGUUUGAUAAUAUGAUGCGGAAUCAUAAAGUCGCACCUGGCUUGCCUCCCCAGAACUUUUCAAUGUCUGUUACGGUUCCAGUGUCCAAUCCCAAUACUUUAACCUACAGUAACCCAGGGAGUUCCCUUGUAUCCCCAUCACUGGCAGCCAGUUCAUCAUUAGCAGACACGACCAUGCUCUCCCCACCUCAGGCCACAUUACAUCGAAAUGUAUCACCCGGAGCCCCUCAGAGACCGCCAAGUACUGGCAAUGCAGGUGGUAUUUUGGGUACGGCAGAUCUCACUGUGCCAAAUGGAGCUGGUACCAGUCCAGUGGCUUCUUUUUCAGAUUACUCCUUGACUAGUGCAGACCUGUCUGCCCUGCAGGGCUUUAACUCCCCAGGAAUGCUGUCUUUAGGACAGGUAUCUGCCUGGCAACAGCACCAUCUAGGGCAAGCAGCCCUUAGCUCUCUUGUUGCUGGAGGCCAGUUAUCUCAGGGUUCAAAUUUAUCCAUUAAUACCAACCAAAACAUCAACAUAAAGUCCGAACCAAUUUCACCUCCACGGGACCGUGUGACUCCAUCUGGGUUCCCUCCGCAGCAGCAGCAGCAAUCACGGCAGGAAAUGGGUCGUUCCCCUGUUGACAGUCUCAGUAGUUCCAGCAGUUCUUAUGAUGGCAGUGACCGGGAGGACCCAAGAAGUGAUUUCCAUUCACCUGUUGGGUUGGGAAGACCACCAAACACAGAAGAUAGAGAGAGCCCAUCAGUGAAACGAAUGAGGGUGGACACAUGGGCAACAUAAACUUUCAGCAUUGCCACUUCUAUUUUGUGUUAUCACAGUGAACUGUCCUGACAUAUCUAAAUAUAUAAAGGAGGACAUGAAAUAAAUAUAUUUAUAUGUAUAUACAUACAUGCAUAUAUAUAUAUAUCUUCACAUGUGUAUAUAUAUGUGCGAGUGUAUGUAGCAUACACAAAAUCAUCAGGCACUUACUACAAACUCCUUGUAUAGCUGCAGAUGUCCCAUGGUAAAAAUAUAACAAAACAAUCCUAUAGGUAUUGGUCUAGUCUGGCACUUACCCGGACAUGCUGUUUUAAUAAUAUAACCUGUUCUGCAAAGAAACAUUGUACCCAUCUAUAAUCCUGCCACACUAGAUUGCAGAAACCAAGAGGGCUCCCCUGUAGUAAUGUCCCCAUGUGUUUUAUUAAAGCUGUAUGGUUACUUGUAGUUAAGAAACAAUGCUUUGUAGCAGCAGAGCAGUAGAAAAGCAGGAAAAAGAAAGCAAUACUGUACAUAAAAUGUCCUUUAUAUUACCCAACCUGGCAUGGGUCUCUGUUGCAGAGAGUGCAUGGCGAAGGGCUGAAGGUAUAAAAACCUGUUUUGCACGUGCAAAAAAAAUGUAUUGGGUCAAAGAAGUGGUUCUUAAAAAAAAAAAAAAAAAAGUGUGAGAGAGAGAAGACAUAGAGAACUCGCAUGAAAUAUUCAGAAAAUAGCCUAGAAAAUAGAGCAUUAACAAAAUAAAAUUAAUAUAUUAAGUUAUAAUUGGAAUAUGUUUGAAAAGUUUCUUUUUACGUUCUAUCUUUGAAAAAUAUAGAAAGAAACGGAUUAGCUCAUGUAUAUUUUAUAUUAAAGAAAACAAUACCCUUAUGAAUUGAAGACUAUAUAUAAAAGUUAUAUACAGUACUUUUGGACACAUUCUGCUAUGAAUUAUUUAUAUAAGCCAAAGCUGUAUGAUGUAGCUUUUUGUAGAGUAUAGUUUUAUCUUGUUAUUUUGACUUUCUAGUUUUUUGCUUUCAGAAGAGGGAAAAAAAAAACUUGCAGGCAGAACGCUGGGGGAAAAAUAAGCCAUGAACACUUAUUAUUCUAUAUGUAAAUUAAAAUUUGAGCCAAACUCUUUGUGUAUAUAGCAUCUUAAAUAUACCACCUUUGGUGUAAGUACCUAUGUAUUGUACGUUCACCAGAUUAAAAAGUAUAUUUUUGUGGAUUGACGCCAACUUGAAAAAAAGGCGAGGUCCUUAUUAAGUAGAGUAUUCACUGUUUAAUAUUUACUAUUUUGUUAAAUAUACUGUACUUUCUUUGGAUUUUAAUUAUUAUUAAUAUUAUUAUCCAGAUUUUUCAGAGGAUGUAUAAAGGGGUUGUCCCCUUCACUGGUGGUGAAUGUGUGCCGUUAAAAUGUAAUCUCUGUGCUGUAUGGUUAAGCUUCAUUAUACAUUUUAUAUAUAUGUAUAUAAAUAGCAAAGUGGCAAAAAAAAAAACCAACAAAAAUCCGGUGUUAAGUUCAUCCCACAUAAAUAUUAAAAAUCUGUUAAAACACAUUUUAAGGCAUUAUUUUAAAACUGCCUCUUGUGAGAAAAUAUUCAGUGGAAAAACUUGACCUAAUUACUUAUGUUAGGGAAAUGAUAACACGUAUCAGAUGAGCACAAAAGGUUUUGUAAGUGGUAAGUGGUUUGGGACAAAACAUUUGCUUUGGAAAUAAAUCCUCUCAUGUCUCCUUCUAAUGUUCAAAAAAAUUGAGCAAGAAAUCCAAAUGCCCAACAUGCUGUGUAUCUGGUUAGUAGCUAAAGUUCUGAUCCUGCAAUUCUUUCUCAUGCAAGGAGGCUCACUAAUGCAAGAGUAAGGGUUUGCAAGAUCUGGCUCCAAUACAGCAGCAAAUUCUCCCAUCAUUCAGGGAUGUUAGGAGUACCAUAAUCUCUGCUUUUAAACUGAUAUUGCUAUUGCUAAUCUAUUGAAGUUUGGCAAAGAUUUACUUAAAACUGGAUCUGUACAGAGUAAGUCGCUAAGGGGGGGCCAAAAAUCUGACACAAUUCGCUUUGCUUUAGUAAGUAUGUGCUUAACUUAUGUUUUGAGUUAAAACUCUGUGUGCUUUCAAAUCCCUACUACUUCUCUUGUCAUCCUGUGUAUGCAAUAUUAUUAUAUCCCUCCUCACUACGAACAAAAUAAAAUGUAGACUUUUAAGAAACAUAAAUCUAACUACUAGCCACUCUAAUUUUGGGAAAAAUUGAAGUUGUUUUAUGUGUCACACAAAAUUCUUUGAAGUUAAUUCUAUAUAUUUAUUGAAACAUUUUUCUCUUGGGCAUUCAACACUUUUUAAGGAAAUUUUCUAGUAACGUCACUCAGUUGAUGCUAUAAUUAAAAAAAACAUGAGGUAGAAAUGGAAAUCCAGUGUGUAUAGCCAUCUCCUUGACAUCUGCUUGUACACGGAAUGAUCCAAGAACAAAUGUACUACAGGUGGAUUUCAAGACUAAAUCUGUUGUGUUGUCAGUGUAACUUAAAAUUACAGAAUUUUUUAAAACAUUUGAGGCAAACUUUGACUUCCUUUCAAAUUAAUCUACAUUUAGUAAAUUGAAACUAGAGUAGUCACUGCAACAGAAGAGCCUACAGAGGAUUUCAAUUUUCAAAUGAAAACUGCAUUUCCAAAGUAUUUCAGUUCACUUACCGUUUCACGGAACCUUUAAUGCUUUGAAAAGUUAUGUGAUUUUUUUUGUUAUUUAUGCACGUAUAUGAACUUUGCUGUACAUUUGAGUGGGAGUUCUGCAUUCACAUUUACUGUCUAUUUUCUUGUGUGCCUUAUGAGAUGGCUUUGCUGACUGUAUGUCAAUAGUCUUUAUUUCUAUGCAGGUUUGUAAGCAGUACUAUUACUGUUUUCUAAAACAAUGUUACAUAAGGUUUGGAGUUUGUAUUUAAAUCACACCAACUGACUAAUGUAAAACUUGUGCAAUUCUUAGGAAUUGAGGAUCAGACUGUUAACCUGUUGCCCAUAGCCCUGUAAUGGACUCCAGUAGAUAAGUCUCUGCAACAACAUCCCAUCUAUCUGUGGAAGAACUCCACACCAUGAAAAUCAUAGGAGAACUCAGAUUUUUAAUAACACUAAUCGUGUAAGUUUGGAACAUACUUUUUUUUUUUUUUUUAGGAGAUGUAAAAGUGUUUUGUAGAAGAAAGGACACAGCACAGGAGAACAUUUCAGCAAUUAAAAAAAUCAAUAUAGCAUUUUUUAUUAAGUAAAUUUAAUAAAUGCAGUUCAAGGUAGGGUUGCAAAUAGAUCAAAUCUAGUAUGAACCUACUUGGCUGGUAUUGAUUCACGAGAGUUGUACCUGCUAAAAUGACAAAUCAUCUUUGAGCUCUAACUAAUAGUAUUUAAAUAUAUAUAUAAAUCAGGGGUUUGUUGGAGAAAAAUGCUUUAGCAUUUCCUUUUAUUGUAAAGGACACUAAUGCAUCAAAAACUUUUCUGAAUUAUUAUGCGCACAAGAAAUAUAUAGUAAAUAAGGAACAUAAUAACUCCUAGCAGUUGAUCGUGGGAAGAAGUUAAAUUAGAAUGUGAAAGAAAGACUUAUAAAUGUAAACAGUUACUUCUUAGUAGAAACUUUCUUCACUUUGCUGUGCAAGAGAACACUGCUUUGCUAUAUUUAAAAUGGCUUUUUUAAAAGAGAUUUAUGUAUUUGGUAAAUGUUUGUAGUCAACAGUUCACACAAGAAGCUGUUCACGGUUUAAUGAUAAGCCGUUUGGCGGCACAAGCUGGACUUUGUUGCCAUCCUUGAGACGAAUCUUUUAAGAAAAAAAUAAGUUAAUCUCAAUUUUUCCCUGAAUGUGUUGUUUUUCUUCAUUAUACAAUAAAUAUUCUAGUGAACUUUUUAUCAAAUGGUUAAGAAAAUGCUAGAAGUUGUUGUAAAAUAUUUGUAUCCUGCAUUCACUAAAGUAAAAAUACUGGCUUUUACUGUGUA
This is a messenger RNA of Terrapene triunguis (Three-toed box turtle), 5539 nucleotides long. RefSeq names its product myocyte enhancer factor 2A (gene MEF2A). Bases 354 to 1625 code for a protein of 423 amino acids. The record is from RefSeq and is a predicted model, not a curated record. The transcript is spliced from 9 exons. NCBI's taxonomy places the organism in Eukaryota, Metazoa, Chordata, Testudines, Emydidae. Gene Ontology annotation, molecular function: protein dimerization activity; DNA-binding transcription factor activity, RNA polymerase II-specific; RNA polymerase II cis-regulatory region sequence-specific DNA binding. Gene Ontology annotation, biological process: heart development; positive regulation of transcription by RNA polymerase II; cell differentiation.